AUGGACCACCUGGGUCUUUUCGGGUUCGAAGUUUGCCAAACCAUUUCUGGUGGGCCCUUGGAAUUGAUGGGGGACCUGGGACAAAACUUUGGAGAAACGAUGAGGACCUUGGCAACCGCCAAGCAUCUCGGCAGCGAGGCGGUGCAGCUUGCAGUGUUCAAACUCCUCGGGGAACACGUGCUGGAGAGAAUGCCUUUUGGCUCCGAGGAAAGGGGUUUGAUUCUGCACCAGCAGAACUGGCAGAUUCCCUCCUGGCCAUUGCAGUCUUUUGCUGUUGCUGGACCGGAACAGUUGCGCAGCAUUUCACCACAUUUUGAGAUUCCGGGUUUCACGUGGUCUCGGGUCUCGCACCGAGGUAGCCGCCACCAUCGCUUGCCAGAUCCCGCUUUGGAAGCGCCAUGGCACCCUGCCGUCUUCGUGGCUGCAGCAGGAUGUUUGCAAAGACAGGCCGGGCUGAUCGGCAUUGGGGAUGGGAUUGGUGGCGAUGCUUCAAGCACUCUGAUGCCAUCUGUUCACGAGUUGCCAGCGGAGGUCUUGUUGAAGUGCCUCAGGCUCCUUGGUGUUCCAACAGCCGAGGCUGCACCCCAGCAACAGCCGCAUUACUUCUUCAUUCAGAACCCAGAUGGAAGCCGCACCCAACACUUCGGAAUCCCUCCCGCAGAGUAUCAGCAGGCGAAGGGUGGUGAAGAUCGGAAUCAUGGACUGUUGGUGGUUGAGAUCCUUUCCUUUAUUUGA
This is a messenger RNA of Cladocopium goreaui, 735 nucleotides long. The record is from the annotation of a GenBank genome assembly. Lineage: Eukaryota; Dinophyceae; Suessiales; Symbiodiniaceae.